AUAAUAAUAUUAAGGAAAAAUAAAAAAGGAGUAAAGUACAGAACACAAAAUAAUCAAAGCAAUCAUAAAGCAAAUCAAGAUUACAAACAUUAAUUAAUAAGAGAAAAUCAUAAGGGUUAAAAUCAUAAAAAUAAUUAACAUGUUAUUAAAUAUAUCUCUUAAAUUUAUGGGAAUUAAAUUUACUGGAAGAUAAGUUUAUUAGAGGUCUUUAUUUUUUUUAUUUUUAAAGUAACGUGCAUGCAGUCGAUUUUUAUUUUUUAAAUUUGAAUUUGAAUGUAAACCGCGCAGGUUAAAGUGUUGGGCAUCGUCGAUUUCAAUAUGUUUGAAGUCGGCGGUUUAUUCUUAUCUGCUUGAGGUCAGGGUUCGGUGAUUAACCCCAGAAAAAAAGUUAGCCGGCAUUAGCCCAAAAACAUUUAAUAUAACAAUAUUUUAAUUAAUGUGGAAAAUUGCAUACCCAAAAUAGUACCUAUUUAACUUCUAUGAAUUCUAUUUAAGUUAAUUAUGAUUUAAAUUUAAAUUACAUUUACAGAUGUUAAAAUCACGUCCGAAAACAAACAAUAUUUUUUUAAUUUUUAAGUAACUAAAAACGGCUUAGAUGAAAGUCAAAGCGAAAUAUAUUAAAGUUAAGUACAAAAUAUUUGGAUUCACUACAUUUUUGUUUUCCAAUGAAUUUACAUGACAUUCUUGAAAUUAAGUAACUCUAGCUUGUGGAUUGCAGAUCGAUUAUCUCACAAUUUUUCAAAAGCGCAGCCGCUUCAGUCACAAACUGCACUCCAUUGUGAUCGGAAGUUUUUCCAAAACCAGCUUCUAAAUUGUUACUCAUCCGGUAAAUCGGUAUUGGCAUGUCUUCCAGGUUCUGCGACUGCAGGUUCCCCAGCUCCACAGAGAUAUGGUCUCACAUGGGUCACAUAACCGACUUAACCAGCUGCAGAUGCGGCAAGUUUGGGAUCGCAAACGCCAAUCCCUGGCUAUGGGACAGCAAUGGGCAGUCGGAUGCAUUGAUCGCCGGUGAAGACAUCGUUUUUCAUCCCACCAGAAGUCGGGGCACUGCCAUGGUAAGGGGAAACCGAUCCCUGGAGCCAGGCAUGGUCCACUAUUGGGAGAUGCUCGCUAUCUCUCCUCUAGUCGGCUCUGAUGUGAUGUUUGGCAUUGGAAUGCAGAGCGUUGAUCUCACUCAACAUGAAUUCAAAUAUGUUUCGGCUUUGGGCAGCGAUGACUAUUCCUGGGGCAUCUCGUACUCUGGAAACAUUCAGCACUGCGCCAAACAGUCGUCCUAUGGCCAAAACUUUUCCCAGGGCUGCCUGAUUGGCGUGUGCCUGGAUCGCUCUCGCGGUCACUUGGAGUUCUAUCUAAACCGAAGGAGCUUGGGCGUGGCCUUCACCAAUGUGCCCGUGGAUCCAACCGUACACAUAUAUCCCAUGGUCUGCUCUACGUCCUUUAGAACUGUGAUAAGACUGAUCAAUUCCACGUCAGUGCCCGAUACACUGCUGCUUCGAUCCUUCCAAACAUUGUCCAUCCAGAAGCCAGAGCAGCUCUUCAUACUGCGUCAGAUACCGGGAUUGUGGGAAUCACACUGGUUCCUAGACAUGCCAACUCAUGGCUCCAGAUGA
This is a messenger RNA of Drosophila elegans, 1610 nucleotides long. Its product is annotated as SPRY domain-containing SOCS box protein 3. Gene Ontology annotation, biological process: proteasome-mediated ubiquitin-dependent protein catabolic process. The transcript is spliced from 2 exons. NCBI's taxonomy places the organism in Eukaryota, Metazoa, Arthropoda, Insecta, Diptera, Drosophilidae. Gene Ontology annotation, cellular component: SCF ubiquitin ligase complex. Gene Ontology annotation, molecular function: protein binding. The record is from RefSeq and is a predicted model, not a curated record. Bases 843 to 1610 code for a protein of 255 amino acids.